Lathyrus sativus (Indian pea) is the source of this 1176-nucleotide messenger RNA. Lineage: Eukaryota; Viridiplantae; Streptophyta; Magnoliopsida; Fabales; Fabaceae. The record is from the annotation of a GenBank genome assembly.
AUGGAAGAACAAGUUCACAUUGAGAGAAAUAUCCAUCUGUAUAAUGGUAUCCAUCAGUAUAAUGGUAGUAAUUAUUUUAUAAAUAGUGCUUCUUCAAUGGAGGAGAAUAAUUCAAUAAUGAGAGAAGUUUAUACUAGUGAUAGCAAUAUAUGGAACAAUGGUUAUCUCCAUCAUAAUUAUAAUCUUCAUAAUUUCUCUCAACCGCCAUGGAGAGGAUGGGUGGGUUUAAUGGCAACGGAUUGUCUCGAUUGUCAACAUUUGCAAGCAAUAAUCGAAGAGGGUGAUCCAAGAUAUGUUGCUAUGAUACUAUUUGAAAUAAAGGAUAAUUUACACGAGAUGAUGAAGCAUCAGUAUAGCAACUAUCUGAUUCAAAAGAUUUUUGAGGCAAAGAAGGGCGUCACUAAUAUUCAAAUCGAUUCUAUUAUUUACUUGAUUAUCUCCGAUACUCAAAAGUUAUGCGAUGUCUGCAACAAUAAUCACGGAACUCGCGUUGUGCAGAUAAUGCUAGAGAAUAUUAAAUGUCCAUUAACAAAAUAUGCGGUAGUGUAUACGAUAAAGCCUAUCAUUGUUGAUCUGAUGACAAAUAUAAAUGGUGGUUAUGUCAUUAUACAAUGUGUGAAGGUUCUCCCGCCCACACUAAAAAAGGUGAUCAUGGAUGAAUUAACAAAAUAUUGUGUUGAUAUUGCGACACAUAAGAUUGGAUGCUCAAUUGUUCAAACUUGUCUUAAAGAUGGUGGGAUACUAGCCAAUGAUUUGAUAACAACAAUCAUCUCAAACGCUAUGUUGCUAGCAGAAAAUCGUUACGGAAACUACGUGGUGCAAUUUAUAAUCAAAAUGAAUUUCCCACUAGUAAAUAAACGGAUGAUAGCAGAACUUAGUGGAAAAUUUGUUACACUCUCUAUGGAUAAGCAUGGUAGCAAUGUGGUAGAAGAUCUAUUGAAAUGCUCUGAUCAAGAUGAUGUUAAUGCUAUAGUAAGAGAGCUAAUGAGAAGCACCAAUUUCUUGAAAGUUAUCCAAGAUCCUUAUGGGAAUUAUGUUGCAAAAAGAGCAAUAAAAUGCACUAAGGGCUACCUACGCAGAAAACUUUCUUCUCUCAUUCUAUCGUACCGCAACGAACUUCAAAACCAUCCUCACGGAAAAAUAGUGUUUGACAAUGCCAAAUCUAAGAAAAGAUAA